AUGACCAACUAUCAAAAAUGGCCAAUUUACGCGACAAAGCGUAUGGUAGAGAUCAUUCCUAGGCUUUGUGCCUUGGGUGAGAAGCAGACGGUCGUCACAAAUGUCUUGUUCCACUGCUUUGGGUCAGAUGUCACCGACACACAGGAGAACGUCCUCUUCAAAAAGGACUAUGUCGAGACUUUAAACUACAUCUACAAUACGAGACUGCAUGGUACUGACCAGGAAAAGUUGUACAGCCAAGGAGGAUUCAGGGAGGUGGUCUUUUCGCCCUUUAACACUGACCUCUUGAAGUCUGUGAGCCCUGCAAUACGUCCAAGACAAACCUUGCAGUUUAUUUCGCUUUUAGAACAGUCGAUAGAAGACUUCGCUCUGUACAAUACCAGCGUGAAGGAACAUGUUGACAUUAAUGGUCUAUUCAACGCAGUUGGCACAGAUUUUCUAAAGCUAGUAAAGAUUUUGAGACUAAAACACAAAUUUAAAGAUGAAAUUAGUUCAUCUACAAUUAAUCGCACAUUCAAAGACCUGCUGGACGCUGGAUCCGAUUUUGCAAGAAUUGAUGCUCUGGAAUUUGCAUCGCUUUUACUAUCCUACAAGAGAGUUGAUUUAUUCACUCCAUUUGUAGAUGGAUCCUUUAGACUAGUGGAUAUUUUAAAGCACAUUUUGAGCUCGGAGUCGAAAAUUGCCCUCGAGAUUUUCUUUCAAAUGCUCUCUGAUAAUGUGAAGCUUCAAGUAUUGCAAAUGCUAAGGUCAACAAAUGCAGUUACAGGACUCCUAAAAUAUCCCUGGGGGCUCGUUGAAUCGCAAAAUUUGAGGGAAAGGCAAGUGUCCGAUGGGCAGGAUAGGGUAGACGUUACAAUAAAUAAACUUGAUUUGGAUCAGAGAAUAGUCGUUGACAGUGUUGCGCAUCUUUUGUACGUCUCCAAGUAUUUCAAAAAGCUGGAAUUUGAUUCAGGGCAUAAACCAACUUUGCUCUCCAUAUACUUUGAGUCUGAUGUGCUUGUGACUUGCAACGAUAAGAUUGUAUUUACCAUUGAUAUGAUGGUAAAUGACAUUUGUUACCAGUCGACUCUUUACGAGUUUUUGUCUUUUCUAUGGUCAUCCAAGAAUUUCAUCAAGGUUGGACACAACACAAUGCUAAAUAUCGCAAUGCUAUCGUCUCGCUUCGACAAGCCAUUUUCGGACUUUUCAAAUCUGGUGGAUUUGAAUGACAAGAGAGUGAAAAAGGUGCAGAGUACCUUGGCACAUUCUCACCAAUCUGAUGACCAAGAGUCAGCUGAAGAAGAUGAAAUGAGCAUAUUCAAGCCCACUGGAUAUACAAAAAAGUUGUCUGGACUUCUCCAAGAGUACAACAUUCCAGUGAUGCCACGGUCAAGACACUGGCAUGGCAAACACAGACCGAUUUCCUCCAAGAGAACAGAGUAUUUGGUGAGUGUUGCCAGAGGUAUUUUGCAGAUUGAACACACGUUGAGGAGUGAAGGAUGGUUCCCAUGUAUGAUUUGCGACUCUACAACUGAACGGGAGGAAUAGUUCCUCUCUUUUUUCAGCACAUUUUCUCCCGUAAACUCGGAAUUUUCGUUCCUCUUCCUCUUGAUACCACACAUUUACUUU
Messenger RNA from Theileria equi strain WA, 1608 nucleotides. RefSeq lists its product as hypothetical. The transcript is spliced from 2 exons. Bases 1 to 1527 code for a protein of 508 amino acids. The record is from RefSeq and is a predicted model, not a curated record. Lineage: Eukaryota; Apicomplexa; Aconoidasida; Piroplasmida; Theileriidae.